AUGGCCUCGACAGAAUCCGUUGAAGCUCAGGAGAGCGCUCUUACGGUUGAGCAGCCAUCCACCGAGCUUGAGACACAAGACACGCCUGCUACAGGGGCGGAAACCGCCCUAACUACGACCGAUGGAGGAGACAAGGAGAAGAAGACCAAGAUUAUUCGACGGAAACGACGUCCAGCACGAGUACAAGUUGACCCGUCGACGAUAAAAUCAGAGCCGCCUCCUCAGACAGGAACCAUCUUCAAUAUCUGGUAUAAUAAAUGGUCAGGAGGCGAUCGCGAAGACAAAUAUCUCUCCCAACAACCUGCAGAGUCGAGGUGCAACAUCGCGAAGGACAGCGGCUAUACGCGUGCCGAUAAGAUCACAGGCUCGUUCUUUUGCAUAUUCUUUGCGCGAGGGCUCUGUCCAAAGGGACACGAAUGUGAAUACCUUCACCGUCUCCCGGGAGUUCAUGAUUUGUUCAACCCGAACGUGGACUGUUUUGGCAGAGACAAGUUUAGCGACUACAGAGACGACAUGGGUGGCGUGGGGACAUUCAUGAGACAGAACAGAACUCUCUACGUUGGAAGAAUACAUGUUACAGACGAUAUCGAGGAGGUGGCAGCUAGACAUUUCGCGGAAUGGGGUCAAAUCGAUCGAAUCCGUGUUCUUAAUCAGAGAGGAGUGGCGUUCGUGACAUAUACAAAUGAAGCGAACUCUCAAUUCGCAAAGGAAGCGAUGUCGCAUCAGAGUUUGGAUAAUAAUGAGAUAUUGAACGUCCGGUGGGCGACGGUGGACCCAAACCCGGCGGCGCAAAAGAGAGAGGCCAGACGCAUCGAGGAACAGGCUGCGGAGGCCGUGAGGAGAGCACUGCCCGCGGAAUUUGUGGCGGAGCUGGAAGGGAGAGAUCCAGAGGCAAAGAAGAGGAAGAGAAUAGAAGCUGGAUUCAAUUUGGAUGGAUAUGAGCCCCCAGAUGAGGUGUGGUAUGCUAGAAGUCGAGAGUUGGAACAAGCGCAAAGAAUGAAAGAACUCGAGCCCCCAGUUCAGCAGCAGUCGAUUGAAGCUCCUCCUGCUCAACCAACGGGAGGAAACGGUAUAUUAUCUGGCUCUACGUUGGCCGCGUUGAAGAGCUAUGGUGGCUCUGGUAUAACCACCAAACCAACCACUACUCAAACCCCAAGCGGGCCUUUAGUUGCUUAUGGUAGCGAUGAUGAUAGCGAAUGA
Molecule: messenger RNA, 1200 nt
Organism: Arthroderma uncinatum
Lineage: Eukaryota; Fungi; Ascomycota; Eurotiomycetes; Onygenales; Arthrodermataceae
Product: pre-mRNA-splicing factor cwc2
Exons: 1
Coding region: 1-1200 (399 amino acids)
Cellular component (GO): Prp19 complex; U2-type catalytic step 2 spliceosome; U2-type catalytic step 1 spliceosome
Molecular function (GO): pre-mRNA binding; U6 snRNA binding; metal ion binding
Source: RefSeq, a predicted model, not a curated record